Hylaeus volcanicus is the source of this 546-nucleotide messenger RNA. It is a transcript of the gene ND-MNLL, whose product is annotated as NADH dehydrogenase [ubiquinone] 1 beta subcomplex subunit 1. The record is from RefSeq and is a predicted model, not a curated record. The transcript has a single exon. Gene Ontology annotation, cellular component: mitochondrion. The coding region runs from base 153 to 338 and encodes 61 amino acids. NCBI's taxonomy places the organism in Eukaryota, Metazoa, Arthropoda, Insecta, Hymenoptera, Colletidae.
GGGUAAAUCAAAAGUUUCAAGUCUGGUCAGAAAAUACUGGGUAGUGGUUACCUUUCCUACGCUUGUCACAGCUGCCAUUUAUGCGGAUUGGAAUCAUACUCAAAAGUGGAAGAAAGAAUUAGCCAAAGAAGCAAAAUUAUAGAACAAUUAAAAUGUCAGCAGCAUCAAAACGAUUACUUAUAAAAGCGUAUGCUCAAUAUUUAGCAGGUAUAGCAGUAGCUGGCACACUUGGAUUUUAUUACAAUCGUAUGGAGUCGGAAAGGUUGUCCUGUUAUCGGGAUAAAUCUGCUCUGUUCGGGAGAGAAUUGAAACCUGGAGAGGCUCCAUCUUGGCCGUAACUUAAGUUUAAUAUAUUAGUGCACCUGCAUACAAAAAUUUGUUAGUAUGUUGAUUAUACACAUGUAAUUUACAUUAAGAAAUAAACUGUUUCCAUUUAAUUACUUAAAUUAUGAAUUUAUUCUUAAGGUAAUAAGAAAAUACAAUUUUAUUUGUACAAAUACAUUGUAGUAAUUUCAAUACAAAUAUAUUUCUCAUGUGUAACUAUUA